Molecule: messenger RNA, 375 nt
Organism: Cladophialophora carrionii CBS 160.54
Lineage: Eukaryota; Fungi; Ascomycota; Eurotiomycetes; Chaetothyriales; Herpotrichiellaceae
Exons: 2
Coding region: 1-375 (124 amino acids)
Source: RefSeq, a predicted model, not a curated record
AUGGCGUGGUAUUCGAUCCUCCCUUCUCACUUGACCACCUACGAAACAUGGAUCAUUCGCGCCUUUCUCAUCCUGGCCAUCCUGAACAUGGUCCCUUGGAUCCUCGCCAUCCUCUACGACUUCCUCUACUACGUCUGUCGCCAAAUCUGGCACGAGGUGCCCUUCAUUGGAGGACGAGCCCAGGGCGCGCAACGACCGAGGGCGCCGAGUCUCCGUGAUCGCGCGAGGAGGAUGAGCUUCAAGGACAUUUUGACCGGUGGGCCGGGCGCAGGAGAGGGGAGCGAGACAAGGAGGAAUCAGGGCCAUCGACGGGAUUUGAGUAGAGAGAGCAUAUCCGAGGAGAAGGAGGAAGAGCAUGGCCACGACGAGAGGUGA